Messenger RNA from Solanum dulcamara, 8031 nucleotides. RefSeq lists its product as uncharacterized. The record is from RefSeq and is a predicted model, not a curated record. The coding region runs from base 1 to 8031 and encodes 2676 amino acids. Gene Ontology annotation, molecular function: RNA-DNA hybrid ribonuclease activity; nucleic acid binding. The transcript is spliced from 4 exons. NCBI's taxonomy places the organism in Eukaryota, Viridiplantae, Streptophyta, Magnoliopsida, Solanales, Solanaceae. Gene Ontology annotation, biological process: DNA integration.
AUGGUGACUAUACCUCAUCCUUACCUCCGAGUGUGGUGGAAAUUCAUGAACAACGAAGAUAAGAAAAAGGUUCGAAGUCACAUAGGCCACAUCCCGUCAAUUAUGGAAAUGGAAGCUUGGCCUCAUUUAGUUGGAACAAUGGUAAAGUUUUGGGAUAGUGACAACAUGGUGUUUAGAUUCGGGGAAGUAGAAAUGACCCCAACUAUCGAGGAAGUCCUUGCUAGUUACGAGAGUAUAGGCAUGUGUAACAAACGAAAGCAUAAGCCUGACAAUGACCUCCUUAUUCCUAAGAUAUGGGAUUUUAACAAGAUAAAAGAAAAACUUUCACUUGUCAAAGCUAAAUGGAUGGAUAGGCUUUCCGGACCAAACAUCCCUCUUCGAAAACUUUACACUCGAUUUGGACGAGCAAGGGCUUUCGAAAAGUAUCAUGAUGAAUUCAUCUCAGAGGAAAAAUGGAAGGAAACACGUCCUCUUGCGUUUGCGGUAUGCCUACUUGGGACAAUGGUGUUUCCCCAAGGACCAAACUAUACUAUCCAUCCAAGUGUAGUAAUGGUCACUCACGCCAUCUUCAAUGGGGUAAACUACGGAUCCUCAAUCAAGUACUACACUUUGGCGCCCAUGAUUCUUGCAGACAUUUAUCGAGCGUUGGAUAAGUGUAAAGAUGGUGGACGAUUCUUUCAGGGAUGUAAUUUGAUACUUCAAUGGUGGAUGAUGAGACACUUACUCAAAGCUGAUGCUCCGGAACAUCCAGACCCUUUGAGACGAUCAGAUGAACUCGGAGGUCAAAGUUGGUGGUUAUAUUGCAAUCAUUUUCAUAGAACGGGAGGUCAAAAAUUCUGGUAUCCAAGGCUUCAGGGAUUAAGAGAAGAAAAUGUGCAAUGGUCAAUCGAGAGUAUGGUGCUGCCAGAGAAAAUAACAAUUCGAGGGGAAAAGGUCCCUUACUUAAUAUUGGCCGGAUUAAGAGGAACCCGGCCAUAUGCCCCCGCUCGCGUCCUUAGACAACUAGGAGGAAAACAGGAACUUCCACAAACCACGAGUAUGAGAAAGUUUGCAACAGACCACGAAAAUGGCCAAGUCUCUUUCGCUGAACAGAUACUUAGAACAUGGAAAACUCGAAGGGUGUUGGGUGAGUCAUUGCCAAAUAGAUUUCAACCUGAGUGUUCUGCGGAGUACAAGGAAUGGAUAAAGAGUAACCUUAUCAAAACCGCCGAAUUAGUACCAAAUGUCCCCUAUCACGUUCGACUCUAUCAGCUCCAAGAGAAGUAUGAGAAAAAUGAAUUAGAUCAUCAACGCCAACAGUUAGAUGACGCCAAAGUCAUAGCCCAGCUAAAGCAAGAGUUACAAAGAGUAAGACAAUGCAUGUCUGAAUUAGAUGAUGGCAUGGAGCAACAGAUCCAGUCCAUAGAAAGGUUCAAGCACCAAGAAGGAGCUCAGCUAGCUAGCGAUCAUCUAUGGGCAAACAGAUAUGCCAUAUGGGAAGAGGUCAACAUAGCCAAGAAAAACAAAUCUAGUGAAGGAUCAGAAGGAGUGUAUUUAGAAUUGAUCUGUGUUGAUAAACUGACUGAGCACCCUUAUUUCACCAGGUCAAAGGCUUCCAAAGAUUCCUUCCCCGAUCAAAAUUCAUUGGUACGGAAAAAGAAAAUGACUGGUAAUAAUGACAGCACUAGUUUGACGGAUAUUGUUGUGACGGACCCUAUCGUCGCGGAACAAAAUGAGCUGAUUGCACAAUUGGUGCAACAAAUCGCCGAGAUGAGAGUUGAGAUACAGAAAAAUCGAGAGUUGUCAAAACUGGCUAUCGCCGCCAAUACGCCGGUUUCAGGUGAAGGAAGGCCUCCAUUCCAUUUCCCUUCUCCAAAUUCAAAUCUGGAUCUUCCUGAAGGGUUUAAAGUACCUAAAUUUGAUACUUUUGGUGGAACCGGAAAUCCUUUGGCUCAUUUGAGAGCAUACUGUGACCAAUUAGUAGGAGUUGGUAAGAAUGAAGCCUUGCUGAUGCGUCUCUUUAGCCGAAGUUUGAGUGGAGAGGCCUUGGAAUGGUUCAGCGCUCAAGAAAUAAAACAGUGGUCUAAUUGGAACGCUUUGGCCAGAGAUUUUAUCGAGAGAUUCGCAUAUAAUGUGGAAAUCGUUCCCGAUCGAUAUUCUUUGGAGAAGAUCAAACAGAAAUCCACUGAAAAUUAUCGUGAGUAUGCGUACAGGUGGAGGAAAGAGGCCGCGAGAGUUCGACCUCCCAUGUUAGAGAAAGAGAUUGUGGAAGUAUUUGUGCGCACGCAGGAGCCCGAGUACUAUGAAAGACUGAUGUUGCUCGUUGGAGCAAAAUUUGCCGAGAUAGUCAAGGUAGGUGAGACUAUCGAGGAUGGGCUCAAGACUGGAAAGAUAGCCCGUGUAGCCUCUGCAAUUGCGUCUUCGGGAUCAUUUAAGAAGAAGCGAGAGGAUGUAUCUACCAUCUCCUAUACAACUGAGGGGAAGAGGUUUGCCAACACCAAGCUAGGAAAAUCCACACCUUUCAAGACCUAUUCACGAGGUCCACCAAAUUCACAUCAAGUUUACUACACCCAACCGAAUUACCAAACCCCAGCUUCCAGUCAGCAAACCCCAUACCCAAAUGACCAAGUCCCAUUUAACAGUUAUCAAGCUCCACCUUCUAAUUACCCAGCUCCAUAUUACCAAAACACCCCGCUAAACUACCGAACUCCACAACCAAGUUAUCAAACCCAACUGUACCCAAGAUUCCAAACUCCUGCACCUUCCCACCAAAAUCGUCCGAGUUAUCGCCAUGUGCCACCACCCCCGCAAAAUAAUUACAACCUUUCCCAACCCAAUUUUGAAAAUAGGCCUGCCAGAAAUUUUACUCCUCUGGUGGAGAGUCGAACUAAGUUGUUCGAAAGAUUGAGAGACGCAGGCAUUAUUCACCCCAUUGCACCUAAACUGGCUGAUACAAGCUCUAGAUUCUAUAGAGCUGACAAAACAUGUGCGUAUCAUUCCAACAGUGUCGGACAUGAUACUGAAACUUGUGUCAAUUUGAAACACAAAAUUCAGGAUUUAAUUGAUCGUGAGGUCGUUACUCUCCAAACCGCCGCCCCUAAUGUCAAUAGUAAUCCUUUGCCAAAUCAUGGAGGGGUUAAUAUUCACAUGAUUGAGAUGGAAGAAGAUUGGUGUGUAACAAAGGCCAUAGUCCCAACACAUACUAACAGCCUUGAAAUGGCUGUGGCUUCACUGAGCAUAAAGAAGAAAUCGAAUUUUGUGAUUUUGACACCUCCAAAGGUUGUUGCCUUGGUAUCGAAAGAAAUUCCUAACCAAAAGAAGUUUGUGAUCGAGACUGCCGCAACUCAGGGAAUGACACGGUCUGGUAGAUGCUACACCCCAGAAGAAUUGGCUCAAGGAUGGAAUAAGAAAGAUCAACAAAAGAGACCAAUUAGUGAAGCUGAGGCUGAAGAGUUUUGGCGGAAAAUGCAGCCAAAAGAAUAUUCCAUAGUGAAGCAUCUGGAGAAAGUACCUGCCCAAAUCUCAGUGUGGGCAUUGUUGAUGAGCUCACAACAACACAGACAUGCUUUAAUGAAGGCUUUGGAUGACACCUAUGUACCUGUGGGCACAGAUGGAGAUAAUCUGGCCGCUAUGGUGAGUCGAGUCGUUCAAGGACACCGCAUCAGUUUUAACAAUGAAGAGUUACCAUUUGAAGGUGUGAUGCAUAACAAAGCUCUUCAUAUCACUGUUGUGUGUCGAGAAAAGAUCAUGAAUCGUGUAUUGAUCGAUGAUGGAUCAGGUCUUAAUAUUUGUCCUUUGUCGACUCUCAAACAAUUGAACUUUGAUUUAGGGAAAGUCCAACAGAAUCAAGUUUAUGUAAGGGCUUUCGAUGGGGGUCAAAGACAUACAUUAGGUGCUGUGAAUUUGGAUAUUCAGGUAGGGCCUGUUGAUUUCAUUAUAGAAUGCCAGGUGAUGGACAUCACCACCAGCUACAACCUACUGUUAGGAAGGCCAUGGAUCCACAUGGCUGGAGCCGUUCCCUCUACUCUCCACCAAAUGAUAAAGUUCGUAAAGAAUGACCGGGAGGUGGUUGUUUAUGGUGAGGGGAGGCAUUCAAACAGUUGUGCAUCAAUUAUCGAUGAUAUUACCAGAGGUACUGAUUUUUAUACGGUUGAGCUGGUGAAUGCCACUGACGAUGAUUCAGCCCCACAACCUCCUAUGCCAUCCGUUUAUAAAAUGAUAGCCACCGUCAUGCUCCAAAAUGGUUUUGAGCCAGGUUUUGGAUUGGGGAAGCACUUGCAAGGAAUCAUUGAGCCCAUUCAGAUUCCCGAUAAAGGCUUAAAGCAUGGUUUGGGAUAUGACCCUACAGAAGAUGACGAGGCAGAUGUGACAAAUAGGAAGAUUGAUCGGGUACUCGCUAGGCCAAUACCUCAUUUGUAUAUGUCAUUUCCAGUGCGAGAAUGUGUCAAUGAUGGUGAUCUUGGGGAAGGAAUCUGGGAUCCUUUUGAAGAAAUUGAUGCAAUUCUAGAGGAAGAAACGGGGACAUCGAGCGUUCGUCAUGCUGAGUCAGGAGAGCAACUGUCUAAUUGGACGUCUGCACCGCUCUUAGUCCCUCACUCAUCUUGUAAAAAUAACUUAAAACCUGCCAAUAUCAUGUCAUGUCACAAGCUAAAUGAACAAAAUAAGAUAAAUGGUGAUGAGUUUGAGGAUUAUGAUGAAGAGGCUACCGUACCUGAACACCUCACCGAGGGUUUGAAACAAUUUGAGGAUCAGUACAAGCCAAAUCAAGAAGAAACUGAGGUUGUGAAUCUGGGAGAUGACGAAUGUACCAAGGAGACCAGAAUCAGUGUCCAUUUAACAAAAGCUCAGAGGAAAAAACUUACCAGUUUGCUUGGAGAGUAUAUCGACAUAUUCGCUUGGUCUUAUGAUGAUGUGUCAGGUUUGAGUGUAGACAUCGUGUCUCAUAAAUUGCCGAUAAAUCCGGAUUGCAGUCCGGUAAAACAAAAGACUCGAAAAUUCAAGCCAGAUUUAAGUUUGAAGAUCAAAGAGGAGGUUACCAAGCAAAUUCAAUCUGGAGUUGUGGAAGUGACAAAAUAUCCGACUUGGUUAGCCAACAUUGUUCCAGUCCCUAAGAAGGAUGGCAAGAUCAGAAUUUGUGUUGAUUAUAGAGAUCUGAACAAAGCUAGCCCUAAAGACAACUUUCCAUUGCCAAAUAUCCACAUUCUCAUUGAUAAUUGUGCCAAGCAUGAGAUGCAGUCAUUUGUGGAUUGCUACGCAGGUUAUCACCAGAUUCUAAUGGAUGAAGAAGAUGCAGAAAAGACAGCCUUCAUCACACCAUGGGGUGUGUAUCACUAUCGAGUAAUGCCAUUUGGUCUUAAAAAUGCUGGGGCUACUUACAUGAGAGCCAUGACAACCAUCUUUCAUGAUAUGAUUCACAAAGAAAUUGAGGUAUAUGUGGAUGAUGUCAUUAUCAAAUCCCGCGAGAGUGAAGGUCAUUUGACUCAUUUGAAAAAAUUCUUUGAUCGUUUGCGCAAAUACAACCUGAAAUUAAAUCCCGCUAAAUGUGCUUUUGGAGUGCCAGCUGGCAAGUUAUUGGGGUUUAUAGUCAGUAGAAGGGGUAUCGAGCUUGAUCCCUCUAAAAUCAAAUCGAUUCAAGAAUUACCUCCACCAAAGACUAAAAAGGAAGUGAUGAGUUUCUUGGGAAGAUUGAACUACAUCAGUCGAUUUAUAGCUCAAUCCACAUUGAUUUGUGAGCCUAUCUUUAAGCUACUGAAAAAAGAUGCAUUGACAAAAUGGACUGAAGAAUGUCAGACAGCUUUCGAGGCUAUCAAAAGUUACUUAUCUAAUCCACCGGUGCUGGUUCCUCCAAGGGAAGGAGUUCCAUUGUUGCUAUAUCUGUCUGUCUCGGAUAAUGCAUUUGGAUGCGUGCUAGGCCAGCAUGAUGAGACGGGGAAGAAGGAACGAUCAAUCUAUUACUUAAGCAAGAAGUUUACUCCGUACGAGGCUCGUUACACUCUUUUGGAGAAAACUUGUUGUGCUUUAACCUGGAUUGCUCAAAAGUUGAGACAUUACUUGUCUUCAUACACUACAUAUCUCAUUUCCAAGAUGGAUCCUUUGAAGUAUAUUUUUCAGAAAGCGAUGCCCAUUGGGAAAUUGGCAAAAUGGCAGAUGUUGUUGAGUGAGUUUGAUAUUGUGUAUGUGACCCAAAAGGCGAUAAAAGCACAAGCCUUAGCGGAUCAUCUCGCAGAAAAUCCAGUAGAUGAAAAGUAUGAACCGCUCAAAACUUAUUUUCCCGAUGAAGAGGUACUAUUUGUAGGAGAAAAUAUCUCCGAAGCAUACCCUGGUUGGAGAGUAUUUUUUGAUGGAGCGGUGAAUCAUGAAGGAAGUGGAAUUGGAGCAGUCCUAAUAUCGGAAUCUGGCCAACAUUACCCUAUGGCAGCCAAACUUCGAUUUCGUUGCACGAACAACAUGGCUGAGUAUGAAGCAUGCAUCAUGGGUCUAAAGAUGGCGGUCGAUAAAGACAUUCAAGAGUUGUUGGUGAUAGGAGAUUCAGAUUUGCUGAUUCACCAGGUUCAAGGAGAGUGGGCUGUGAAAAAUUCGAAGAUUGCACCAUACGUGAAGUUAGUGCAAAGGUUGUGUAAAAGAUUUCGCAAGAUCGAGUUUAGGCAUACCCCAAGGUUGCAGAACGAAUUUGCUGACGCUCUUGCUACUAUCUCCUCAAUGAUCAAACAUCCAGAUACAAGUUACAUUGAUCCUGUGGAGAUAUACUUGAAAGAACAACCCGCUCACUGUUCGCAUGUCGAAGCAGAACCAGAUGGGAAACCUUGGUAUUUUGACGUAAAGAGGUAUCUGGAAACUGGAACUUAUCCAGACAAUGCGACUUUCAAUCAGAAGAAAGCAAUACGUCGGAUGGCUAACAAUUUCUUUCCAAGUGGAGAAAUCCUUUAUAGGAGAACUCCAGAUAUGGGUCUUCUCAGAUGUGUCGAUGCUGUUGAAGCCACAAAGCUUCUCGAACAGAUUCACGCAGGAGUGUGUGGAACUCACAUGAAUGGGCUUACUUUGGCGAAAAAGAUCCUUCGAGCCGGCUAUUUUUGGAUGACUAUGGAGCAUGAUUGUUGUAAGUAUGUGCAAAAAUGUCAUAAAUGUCAAAUGCAUGGUGAUUUGAUUCGAGUACCUCCUCACGAACUUAAUGCUAUGAGUUCUCCUUGGCCAUUUGUGGCUUGGGGCAUGGAUGUCAUUGGUCCAAUAGAGCCAUCCGCCUCUAAUGGACAUAGGUUCAUUUUAGUUGCUAUUGAUUACUUCACCAAGUGGGUAGAAGCAGCCUCGUAUAAAUCGGUCACGAAGAAGGUAGUAGCAGAAUUCGUCCGUAAUAAUUUGAUAUGUAGAUUUGGGAUACCGAAUUCCAUCAUUACCGAUAAUGGAGCAAAUCUCAAUAGUCAUUUGAUGAAAGAGAUAUGUGAGCAAUUCAAGAUUAAUCAUCGAAACUCAACUGCAUAUCGCCCUCAAAUGAAUGGAGCCGUAGAAGCUGCCAACAAGAACAUCAAAAAGAUCUUGAGGAAAAUGAUUGGCAAUCACAGAGGUUGGCAUGAAAUGUUGCCAUAUGCUUUGUUGGGAUAUCGAACAACUGUCAGAACAUCAAUUGGAGCAACUCCAUACUUGCUAGUGUAUGGGACGGAGGCUGUAAUCCCCGCCGAAGUGGAAAUACCUUCAUUGAGAAUUAUUCAAGAAGCUGAAUUGAGCAAUGCCGAUUGGGUUCGUAAUCGAAUUGAACAUUUGGCCUUGAUUGAUGAAAAGAGAAUGACUGCCGUUUGCCAUGGUCAACUGUACCAGCAAAGAAUGACUCGUGCUUUUAACAAGCGAGUGAGACCAAGAACAUUUGAAGUUGGUCAGUUGGUUCUCAAACGCAUUUUUCCACAUCAAAAUGAGUAUAAAGGAAAGUUUGCGCCAAAUUGGCAAGGACCAUACAUGGUGCGCCAAGUGUUGUCUGGAGGUGCCUUGAUAUUAUCCGAGAUGGAUGGACAAGAAUGGCCGAAGCCAAUCAACUCAGACGCCGUCAAGAGAUAUUAUGUAUGA